Girardinichthys multiradiatus is the source of this 8951-nucleotide messenger RNA. RefSeq names its product cache domain containing 1 (gene cachd1). The coding region runs from base 2201 to 6118 and encodes 1305 amino acids. Gene Ontology annotation, cellular component: voltage-gated calcium channel complex. The record is from RefSeq and is a predicted model, not a curated record. NCBI's taxonomy places the organism in Eukaryota, Metazoa, Chordata, Actinopteri, Cyprinodontiformes, Goodeidae. The transcript is spliced from 27 exons. Gene Ontology annotation, molecular function: voltage-gated calcium channel activity.
AUUUUAUUUAUAACGCACCUUUCAUACUAAAAGCAUCUCAAACUGCUGUACAGAAUUUAAAACAAUAAACCAGUUGUCACCCCUUCCCCACAUGAAAAAAGCAGAAAUUUGCAUGUAAAAUGUAUGGACUGAGCACAGAAGAGUCAGAUCAGGAUAAACAGCUAAAACGAUGGGUCUUGAGCCUGUUCUUGAAAACAUCAAUAUUUUUAGCAGCCCUCAGGUGCUCCGGAAGACAGGGGCCAUACUGGAAAGAAGCCCCUCAGUAAGUCUGUAUUCUGACUCUUGGGACUGUUAACAAUGAAGGAAACCAGCAGAGAACAAUGAAAACCAGGAAGCUUAAAUACAUAGCAGGUGUGAUUCGUUGUAUGGCAACCAGGUGAGCACAACGAGAGUUCAGACCAGGUGAGGGAGAGUCCAAGAAGAGAACUGAAGGAAGGUGACAAUUAGACACAGAAUAAAUGCAGGGAGCCGAACCAAACAUAAAAUGACUUACAAACCAAUGGGAAAAGACCAACACUAAACAUGAGUCUAAACAAACAUGCACAAGGAACAGAACACAGGGAAAAACUCAACACAAAGGAAUGAACUUGUAUGACAAGACCUUAAUACCAAUAAUAAACAAUGCUAAAUGAUCACAAUACAAACACGAAUGAGAACCAAAAACAAAAAUAGCUGUGGAUCAUGACAGCAAAAGAUAUGAGCCGCAUUAUUUGUUAAAAGUGUUUUUGCAUUCUUCUGGUAGUUAGGAAUCAGUAAGAAAAAAAAGAAGGUGGUUACUUGAUUCACAUUUUAUACAGAACAUAAAACAAAUACAUUUUUCAAAAACAAAUCAGUAGGAAGUAAAAUUUGAUAUGAUUUUUCUUUUCAUCUUUAAAAUAAUAGAAACGCAAAUAUCCUGUAUCUUCUUCUAUGCAGGUGCCUGCAAUUGAUCUAUGCAGGUACCUUCUUCUUGCAACCACAGUACACUAUGUCUCAGAGCUGAAGUCCCAUAUACUUUUACAACACAAAACAAUAGUAAUGAUCUAAUGCAAUAUUUACAAUAUUUACAUUUAAUGAGAAAUAUGAAUGUAUGCAUUUCUAUCAUGUAAUUUUGAAAAUACCAACCCCUUUUAUUGACAGUGGCAUUCCACUGUGAAGAGUAUUAUUUCCUAAAGCAAGCUGAGGUGUAGAGGGUGUCAGAAUUGGUGAGGACAGGUCGAUUUUGUGUUUUUAUGUUUUUCUUUUUGAUGAAAAUAAAACCAAAACUAAUGUUUUUGCUCAUUAAUUUCUUUUUUAUGCAAUAACUAAAUAAAUAAAAACUGCGUGCAUUUCAGUAGGGAUUCUUAAUGAGCAAUUUCAAAUGAUCAAAACAUGCACUGACCCAGUGACGUCACCGAGUGAAUGAUAUACUCAAUUAGUUGAUGCUAAGCUGUGGUGAAAACGGGACAUCUUUUUCUUUUUCUUUUGGUAGUGGGGUUAUCUUUUUAUUAUUUUGAAUAUGAAAAGAUGAUCAAUGUAAUUUCAAACUGCUGCUCACCUGUUUAUGCCCACUAAAAAAGAAAAAUGGCUUGUAGUCUACUUAAUUUUAAUAUUUUGUAUAAACAAAAAUCAAAUAAGCGCUUUUGUUGGUCAGUACUGGUUUCUGACGAGAAAAUCCAGCUACCAAAACACGCAAGGUAACGAUUUAUUAAAUCAUUGUUACAUCAAAAAAAAAAAAAAAAAGGGAUUUUAAUUUGCUGAAUGGUCGUUUGACUGGGACUGUUUGUUCAAUCAUUGUUUUUCCCAGCAGCGUUGAACGCAUCACGGGCCCCUGAUCCAUUGAUCCAGAGAUCCAGGCGCCGGUGGGACUCCUCGCUGUGUCCACGCCUCCUACUUUCACUCCCAUUGUGGCGAAUCUCUGGCUCUCACACACUUUGCCAGACUUCCAGGAGUUGGAAGGAAGACCAGAGGAGGUUACGACGCAAAAAAAGAAAGAAAAGGGGAAAACAGCACAAACAUAUCCACUUUUCCGCAUGGAUAUGCCUCCUCUUCGGGGACGUUUAGGAGGCGCGGUGGUUUGCGUUGCUGGGAGUACUUGAGGCUCCUACCGGAGAGAAAGCGCACUCGUACUCUCCGCUGCAAAGUUGUAAAAGAAGUUCCCUUGAAGUUCUUGUUUUUUUUCUCCGCCACCAGUUCAGUUCAAACACCGUGUUUCCUCCAGCGCUGCGAACCUCCUGCCAUCAUGGCGAGGCGGACUGCGGAGGCUCAGACGCCGAGGACUCGCGCUGCUUUCCGGGGUAAAUACCUUUCCCUCCGCGGCGGCUCGGUGGCUUUUUCGUGGCGCCUCGCUUUGAUUUGCUCGGCUCUUUCUUGUGGAUACUGCAGAGCCGAGACGGAGUUUUCCAUCCUGGAAGAAGCGCAAGUUUUGGCGGAGCAAAUGAAAAAGCUGUCUUCGCAGGAGCUGGGAGUGUUUACAAUGCAGAGGAUUUUCAACUCGUUCGUGUACACGGAGAAGACAUCAAACGGAGAGACAGAAGUUCAGCAGUUGGCCAAGAAGAUUCGGGAAAAGUUUAACCGUUACCUGGAUGUGGUGAACAGAAACAAGCAGGUGGUGGAGGCCUCUUACACCGCCCACCUUACCUCUCCACUCACAGCGAUACAGGACUGCUGCUCCAUACCUGCAUCAAUGAUGGAGUUUGAUGGAAACUUCAAUACCAACGUGUCCAAAACCAUCUGCUGUGACAGACUUUCCCCCACAGUCAACAGCAGAGCGUUCAACCCGGGACGAGACCUCAACUCAGUGUUGGCGGACAACCUGAAGUCCAACCCAGGGAUAAAGUGGCAGUACUUCAGCUCAGAGGAGGGCAUCUUCACCGUCUUCCCUGCGCACAAGUUCCACUGCAAAGGAAACUACGAGCACCGCAGCCGGCCUGUGUACGUCUCUGCAGUGCGUCCACAAUCUAAACACAUUGUGGUGAUGGUUGACCAUGGAGCGUCUAUAAAGGACUCACAGCUUCAGAUCGCCCGCGACUCUGCACUUGUGAUCCUUAAUUCCAUUGAUGAACAUGAUAAGAUCUCCAUCCUGUCAGUGGCGGACACCGUUCGCUCCUGCUCUCUAGACCAGUGCUAUAAGAGUCUGCUGUCUCCGGCCACCAGCGAGACUAAGAGGAAGAUGAGCACCUUCAUCUCUAACAUCAAGUCUUCUAAUGGAGCCACCCAACAUGCUGCUGGCUUCCAGAAGGCUUUCCAACUGCUGCGCAACACUAGCAGUCUCAGCAAACAGAGCCCCACUACAGAUAUGGUCAUCAUCUACCUUUCAUCUGGUAUUACGUCUCGAGAGUCGUCUGAGCUGGAGAAGAGGGCGACGCUCAGUGUGGUUAGAGAGGAGAACCGACACCUCAACAACUCCGUCAUGAUCUUCACUUACGCUCUGAUGAACGAGGGAGUCACUGGCUUGAAGGAGCUGGCCUUCCUGAGGGACCUCACCGAGCAGAAUUCUGUGAAGUAUGGCAUCAACCGAGCGUUCGAACAGGAGCGUUCCUCGCCUCUAUCAGUUGGAGCCCCCACGAUGCCGGUGGUAAAGGGCAGCAUGGUGGUGCUGAACCAGCUGAGCAACCUGGAGACGUCAGUGGGACGGUUUUACAUCAACCUGCCCAACCGCAUGAUUGACUUGGUGCGCUUCAGCCUGCCCUACGCUGACCCCAUGGGAGACGGUUUCAUCAUGACUGUGAGCCGGCCCUGUUACUUUGGUAACAUGCUCCUGGGCGUGGUUGGCGUGGAUGUGAACCUGGCUUACAUCCUCGAGGAUGUCACCUACUACCAAGACUCGCUGGCUUCUUAUACGUUUCUCAUUGACAACAAAGGUUACACCCUGAUGCACCCAUCACUGACCAGACCCUACCUGAUGACAGAGCCGCCCCUGCACACGGAUAUUAUCCACUAUGAGAACAUCCCAGGUUUCCCAGCUGUCCGACAGAACAUCCUUGGCCUCCCUUUAGGCAGUCAGGUAAUUGCUGUCCCCGUCAACUCUUCCCUUUCCUGGCACACCAACCGGCUCAGAGACAACAGCAAAGAUGCAUACAAUGUCAGCUAUGCAUGGAAACUGGUCCAGGACACGUCGUUUAUUCUGUGCAUUGUGUACGUGCAGCCAGAGAUCCCAGUGAAGCAGCUGAAGAACCUGAACACAGCUCCCAGCUCUAAGUUGCUGUACCAUCGCUUAGACCUGCUGGGUCAGCCCAGUUCCUGCCUACACUUCAAGCAGCUCGCCACUGUUGAAUCCCCCACGGUGAUGCUGUCAGCUGGUAGUUUCUCCUCUCCUUAUGAGCAUCUCAGUCAGCCGGAAACAAAGCGGAUGGUGGAGCACUACACGGCCUACCUCAGUGAUAACACCAGGCUUAUUGCCAACCCAGGCCUCAAGUCCUCUGUCAGGAAUGAGGUUAUGGCGACCAGUCAUGUUACGGAUGAGUGGAUGACACUAAUGGAAAUGAGUAGCCUCAACUGCUACAUUGUGCGACGUUACAUAGCAACGCCCAGCGGGGUGCUCCGAAUUUACCCAGGAUCUCUGAUGGACAAAGCAUUCGACCCGACCCGCAGACAAUGGUACCAGCAUGCUGUGGCUAACCCUGGCCUCAUCACCUUCACCGGCCCCUAUCUGGAUGUUGGCGGCGCCGGUUACGUCGUCACCAUCAGCCACACCAUUCAUGCCUCCAGCUCUCAGAUGGCCCCUGGUUAUGCAGUGGCAGUGAUGGGUAUAGACUUCACUCUUCGCUACUUCUAUAAGGUCCUGCUGGAUCUGUUGCCCAUCUGCAACCAGGACAAAGGCCAUAAGAUCAGGUGCUUCAUAAUGGAGGACAGAGGAUACCUGGUUGCUCACCCUACUCUCAUUGACCCCAAAGGUCAUGCCCCUGCUGAACAGCAGCACAUCACACACAAGGAGCCGCUUGUGGCCAAUGACAUCCUGAACCACCCCAACUUUGUCAAAAAAAACCUUUGCAACAGCUUCAGCGACCGCACAGUGCAGCGCUUCUACAAGUUCAACACCAGUAUAUUGGGAGAUCUCACUAACCUCGUUCAUGGCAGCCAUUGCUCUAAGUAUCGCCUGACCAGAAUCCCCGGCACCAAUGCAUUUGCUGGCAUCGUCAAUGAGACGUGCGACUCGCUGGCUUUCUGCGCCUGCAGCACGGUGGACCGCCUCUGCCUCAACUGCCACAGGAUGGAGCAGAAUGAGUGUGAGUGUCCAUGUGAGUGCCCUCUGGAGGUCAAUGAGUGUACAGGCAACCUCAGCAAUGCUGAAAACAGGAACCCCAGCUGCGAGGUGCAUCAAGAACCCGUCAGCUUCAGUGUGAUUGAUCCCGGUCUGUACGACACUUUGCCACAAUGUAUCAACACCCGCUGCAGCCAGAGAUACACCAGCAGUGACUGUUUCGGUGUGUUGGACUGUGAGUGGUGCAUGGUGGACAGUGAUGGUAAGACCCACCUGGACAAGCCGUACUGCGCCCUGCAGAAGGAGUGUUUUGGGGGCAUCGUUGGAGCCAAGAGUCCCUACGCAGAUGGCCUGGGUCUUCUUGAUGAGGAAGUGGCAUCUUUGAACAUGAUCAAGAGCGCCCCCGUAGGUCCGGUCGCUGGGGGCAUCAUGGGAUGCAUCAUGGUGCUGGUGCUGGCGGUGUACGCCUACAGACAUCAGAUCCACAGACGCUCGCAUCAGCACAUGUCACCACUGGCUGCACAGGAAAUGUCAGUGAGAAUGUCCAACCUCGAUAACGAGAGGGACGAGAGGGAUGAAGACAGUCAUGAGGACAGAGGGAUCAUCAGUAACACCAGGUUCAUAGCUGCAGUCAUUGAGAGACACACUCACAGUCCUGAACGGAGACGGAGGUACUGGGGGCGAUCGGGGACAGAGAGUGACCACGGCUACAGCACCAUGAGUCCACAGGAGGACAGCGAGAAUCCGCCCGGAAACAACGACCCGCUCUCGGCGGGCGUCGACGUCGGGAACCACGACGACGACAUGGACCUGGACACGCCACCUCAGACGGCAGCGCUGCUGAGCCACAAGUUCCACCCAUACCGACACGUGCACACCCACCACCACCCGCUGCACACGCAGACGCAUCACCUGCAGGCCGCCGUGACCGUACACAGCGUGGACGCAGAGUGCUGAUGCUCGAGGGGACUGAGCUAGCUUUUAUUAAAGACUAUUUUUGUAAAACAUUUGAGUAUAACGAGACUCUCCACACUGUGUACUUCAAGGUUCAGAGGAGUUGAGGAAGAAUCCCACAGCUGGAACGAGUGCCUCAGAGCCACCCGGAUUUACGCCCUGAAUUACAAAUUAUGUGUCGUCGUGGCAGCAUCAUCUUUUUCUCAUACCAUCUUUUACUCAACUUUACUUAAAGUCUUGCAGACAAUCGUACACAUAUAGGCAGACCUGGGCCAGUACAUACAAGCAGUGGGGGUUUCCGGUUUCUCCUUUGAAGGAUUAAGAACUCACAGUUUUAAUGAGAACAGGAUAAAACUGGAGCCUAAAAACUUUGAGCAGAGACAAAAAUCUUCAUUUUUCAACAUUGGACUGGACAAGAGGAAGACUGAAUUAACGCUUGGGUCUGGUAUGGAUCUCCUUUGACUGUAAAUGCAGCCCAGUUGGGACUGUAACAUAGCCUUUCUUGCAACUAGUCUCUGAAGAUAAUCUCUCCAGAAUCAGUUUAUCUGGAAAGCUGCUGCCUUUCUCCAAAGAAGAGGCUUCUGGUCUCAUCCACCAUCCUGUAGGAUGAUAUCUGAACACUUUCAUGAAUGUUUGUGAAUAUUAAUGUGGGAAAGAAAACUCUUCAAUGUUUCAGAUAAAUACACGGAAAUUUCUGAGUACAAUAUUAUUUUUCUACUAUUUAUUAAAGCGGUAGAUCCUCAAAACAGUUGGAAAAGCAAUCAGGCAGUAGGUGAUGCAUCAGAUUCAAGGCUCAUUAUUUUUGUUUUUUUUCCUCGUGAAAAUAUUACUGCUUCUUCAAGAUGAAACUAAAUGGCUUUAAGUCUUGUUAUUUUAAGGUAAUGGGAUUAUGACGCUUUCAAAUUAAACAAAAUCAGUUUAAGCUGUUCCUUCAGUGAAACAUGUCAUAAUGAAAUCAGUUUAAAAUCUAAAAAAAACAUUGAAACAGUUCACAUCCAUAACAAGCUUGAGAUUACAUCAUAGUUCAUAUUUUAAGAUGACAAAAUGAAUGAUUUUCAAGACAAAACAAGGUUGAGAUCUUAUAUUGAUAUGAAAUUAAGAGACUAAACUCGAGACCUUAUUUCAAGAUAAUAGUAUAAAACAUUGUGUAACUAGUGUGAAUUACAUUUAGCUCAGGAAGUAAGAGAUUUUUGUGCAGUUUUCAAGCAUGGUCAGAAAAAACUUACUAAACCCAAAAAUAAAAUAAACAAAUAAAAUGAUCUGAAAAUCAAAUGAGAGAUUUGAACAUUUGAAAUCUGGAAAUGUUUAGAAUUUCUGAAAUAAAAAUUAUGUACGAAGUUUAAAACAAAAUGAAGACAAUGAGCCUCAAAUUUGGAGUUGGUGAUUUAUGGCAAGCAGUACAUCUUUCAGUUUUCCGAGGUGUGUCUGUUGUUUAAAGUAUUUUGUUUGACGGUCGGUGAAAAGUUAAUCUGCACAAGACAGAAACGUUUGUGCAUGCUGAAAAAGUGUUUGACCUUUGGGAGAUGGAGGAGUAGCAACUGAAGCCAAAACCAGUAAAAAAAAUUCCUGGCUUUAGUCAGUGCUGGGGAGAGUUCUGUCAGGAUGAUAACUGGGGAUCCAUAAAAAGGUCCUAGCAGAGGCGGACAUUGUUUUGGGUCCUGGAUAGAAAAACGGGACAGAAUGUUAUCUCACUACAACCUUUUUGCCUUUGAGGCCAAGCUGAUGCUGCAUGUACCGUGUGAAGGUUGUGUGCUGGAUUACGCGCAACAAUGCGGCCUCCUCCUCAUCAGAAUGGAAGGAAAGAGAUGCUGCUGCUGUUGUGCAGAGGUUUACCCCCGUCUGUCGGCUCCUCUGCGGUUAACCACUCAAAAUGUGACGUGUGUGUGUGUGUGUGUGUCGAACGUGUGGUUAUCCACCUGAAACGCUUUCCUUGAGAGCAUUAAUUUUUUAAAACAGUGUUGGAGAAUUCUAGGUGAGCCAAUUAUUAUUGAAAAACCCACUCUUUCUUCUCCCGAGGAGUUGCUUCUUGACCCGGUCUGUGCUUUGUGGGGUUUGAUUGUUCACCUGAUCAAAUCAUGCGUGGCAUCUAAUAGAUGCCAAGAUGUCUAUUGUUCUGCAAAGAUUCAUUAUAAAAUGUAAAUACAGAGUCAUGAAUAGUUAUUAAUGUCCUGUACACUCAUUUAAAAAACAAAAACUAAUGUUAAUAUUCAGAUAUUGAAUCGUCUGUUCAUGGUGUCUUGCUAUAUUUUGAUGCCGUGGAUGUUUCUCUUUUAUUUUUUUUUUAGGCUUAUUUUUCCUUAGGUCCAUAUUGGAUGGAAGUCAGUACUUGGAAAUUUUAAUACACAGUUUAAGAGAAUUGUAGUUUUUAAAGGGUUAUUAUUGUGUGUCUUUGAGAACUAUGUAAAAAAACAAAUUGCUCUCCCCACUGACAAAGAUUUUUUUCAGCUUUUUAUUGAGUAACGAUCAAACAUUUAAGAGCUGUAUUCAUUCACUGCCGUUUUAAUUUGUCUCAUACUUUUUAAGAGAAAAAAAAGCUUAAUCUCCAAAACGAUUCAAAUGUUUCAUUCUAGUGGAGCAGACUUUAAAGAAAACCGAUGUUUUCCCCUCCAAGCUGAACCCCACAUCUUUUUGUUGCAGGAGAGCUUUUUAACAGUAUUUCUAAGCUGUUGUUAAAAAACAUAAAGUAUGUACGUGUUUAUACAGAAACACUCUGAAUUACAAGUUAUUGACUGAAGGAACAUGUGUACCUCACCCAACCCCGCUCCCAAUGUAUCGUAUAGUUAUCAACUGAGAUUAAUUGCAAUGUGAAUGUGAUAAAGUACAUUUUACACUUAAA